AUGCCUCAGGUAAUGGUGGUCGCACGGAACUUCAUGGACAUGGUGGCUGCACUGCCUGCUGCCAAACUCGAUAUGCUCUACGAUUCCGCCUUCAUCUGUGAGGCUGUACUCAGGUCGUUCCCACCGCUGGCAAAGAAGUACGUAAUUCAGAUGCUGUACGUGUCGGCACCGAUGCCUGCUGCGGCUAUGCAGGAGUGGGUGCUGGAUGAGUAUGCCUCCAAGCACAAGGUUGCCAUCGAUAGGCUGCUCCAGCUCAGGGUUUUUGUGGAAGUACGUGACAGAAGGAAGGAGGUGAGCUACAAGAUGAAUAAUAAGUUUCAGGCUAACAUGCAAAAGUAUUUGGUUAGUGGCGGGUGUUUGCCAAGGGAACCGCUACCAAUCAGUGUCACUGGCAGAUUGCCUACACUGGUGGAACUAGAAAAUUAUGCUCUUGAUCAAUGGGAGUGCUUCUUGCUGCAAUUGAUCAACUCGUCUCAAGUUGAGAAAGGGACCACUUUCAGCUCGUCUAUGAUGAAGACGUUCCAGCGAGGUCUUCUGAGUUCAAGGGAUGGUGAAGCUGCAAAGUUAAGUGAGAAUGGCUUCCAGUUUCUGCUGAUGGAGACAAAUGCACAGCUUUGGUAUAUAAUGAGAGAAUACAUUUCAUCCGCAGAGGAACGUGGGGUGGACCCCACGGACUUGAUAUCAUUUCUAUUGGAGCUUAGUUUUCAUACACAAGGAGCGGCUUACAGCCUAAGUACUCUGACAGAAGUCCAAAGAGUUGCAAUUAUGGAUCUGAUGGAGCUCGGGUUAGUCAAACUGCAGCAGGGCCGGAAAGAUAGCUGGUUCAUACCUACAAAAUUGGCUACAAAUCUCUCAUCGAGCUUGUCAGAUUCAGCUGCCAGCAAAGAGGGUAUUGUGGUUGUGGAGACAAACUUUAGGUUGUAUGCGUACUCUGCUUCCAAGCUGCACUGUGAAAUUCUACGUCUUUUUUCAAGGGUAGAGUAUCAACUCCCGAACCUUAUUGUGGGAGCUAUUACAAAAGAAAGUCUGUAUGGUGCAUUUGAUAACGGGAUCACUGCUGAACAGAUAAUUUCAUUCCUUCAGCAAAAUGCCCACCCUCGUGUCAUCGACAAAAUACCUAUAGUCCCAGAGAAUGUUACAGAUCAGGAUUAG
Messenger RNA from Triticum turgidum subsp. durum (durum wheat), 1152 nucleotides. The record is from the annotation of a GenBank genome assembly. NCBI's taxonomy places the organism in Eukaryota, Viridiplantae, Streptophyta, Magnoliopsida, Poales, Poaceae.